UACUGAGAGGGUGUUAGCAUAGUUAGCUACCUGAGAUAAACAACCAGGGCUCCGGCGAGUCUCUUACGACAUCUCCGCUGGACUUUGCCAAAUCAGAAGUCUGCUUUACCCCCAGUAGGGUUGACCUGUGCCACUGACCAUGGCUGUCAGCUGUCCGUGUCUUAUUUAGUCCAGCUAACGUGAGCUAAGUGGCUUGGCGAGCUAGCUCUAUGUAUGCCCAGCUAAAACAGGUUAGCUAGCUAGCUCGGUUGCUAGCUUGUCGGCUAGCGAGGUGGAGACCAAGAACGGGGAGAUGCGAGAGAAGCGAGGGUGGCCUCGAAUGACUAAAUGAGCAAGUUAGGCAAGUGUGUAGAAGUCUGGGAGAGUCAACAUGAAGUUGUAUGUGUUCCAGGUCAACAAUGGCUGCACGCUGACAUUUGACACUGACCUUGCUGUCCAAACUGUACUGGAGCUUAAACAUGCCAUCCAAGCCAAAUAUAAGAUUGCAACUCAACAUCAAGUCCUUGUUGUCAAUGGAGGGGAAUGUAUGGCUGCAGAGAGACGAGUCUGCAGCUACAGUGCUGGCACUGAAACCAAUCCCAUAUUCUUGUUCAACAAAGAGAUGAUCUUGUGUGACCGGGAUCCAACGAUCCCCAAAACCACCUUCUCGAUUGAGAGUGAGAUUCAAGUCCGGGUGGAGGAGUCUCUACUGAUGCCAGCUGUUUUUCACACUGUUGCCUCACGAACACAACUUGCUCUGGAAAUGUUUGAAGUUGCCACGAAACUUUGCACUUUCUGUGAACGUUUGGUUCAUGAUGAACACCUUCAACACCAAGGCUGGGCUGCCAUCAUGGCUAAUCUGGACGACUGCACUCUGUCUUAUCAGAAGUUGCUAGUGAAGUUUGAUGCUUCAUACUCAAAUUAUCAACAUGAGUUGGAAGAAAUUAAGGUGAAACUUACAAAGUUAGGGACAGCGGUUUCUGUAAUGGCUAGGAUACCUCUGCUGGAAAGUUUGACAAGACACAGUUACAGAGAGAGCAUGGAGAAUUCCAGUCCAACCCCAGGAAAGGAUUCAGAUGGGACAGAAGAAGAAAAGUCCUCUGAGUCUGCGCGCUACACUGCUGAGGCAAAGAGGCCCCCCAAGUUAUCAGCAUCCUUCUCUGCUUCACAAGCGGCCACAUGUAAGCCAACCGGUGACCAUGAAACAAAUGAAAUGACUGACAGGGGUGGGCUGAGAGCUGCGCUAUUAGAUGAUGAUGAUGAGGAUGAUGAUGAUGACGACGAUGACGACACCCCAGAGUUUGCCAACCCGUCCUCCUUCAAUGUCACACUAUUAGACUGGAUCAACGUGCAAGACAGACCCAAUGAUGUGGAAUCAGUUGUGAGGAAAUGCUUUGACUCCAUCAAUAGGCUUGACCCACGGGUCAUUCAACCCUUCCUGACAGAUUGUCGUGACACUAUUAAUAAGUUGGAUAAUCAAAACAUGAAAGCCAUCAAGGGGCUUGAGGACAGGUUGUAUGCUCUCGACCAAAUGAUUGCAAGCUGCAAGAAGUUGGUGAACGAACAAAAAGAACUUGCUCAGGGAUUUUUGGCCAAUCAGAAGCGUGCUGAAAACCUGAAGGAUACGUCUGUUCUGCCCGACUUGUGUCUGAGUCACACCAACCAGCUGAUGAUCAUGCUGAACAACCACAGGAAGCUGCUCGACAUCAAAAAGAAGUGCACUACUGCCAAACAAGAACUUGCAAACAACCUUCAAGUCAGACUCAAAUGGUGCUGCUACGUGAUGCUUCAUGCAGACCAGGACAGUGAGAAGCUUCAGGCUCUACUCAGACUCCUGACAGAGCUAUUGGAACGAGUCAGAGUGGUGGAGGCCCUCAGUACUGUGCCCCAGAUGUACUGCUUGGCGGUGGUGGAAGUUGUGAGAAGAAAAAUGUUUAUGCGCCACUACAGAGAGUGGGCCUAUGCACUUGUGAAGGAUGGCAAACGACUGUACGAGGCCGAGAAAUUCAAAAGGGAAUCCUUCGGGAAACUCUUUAGGAAGUCUUUCCUCAGAAAUCGUUUGUUUAGAGGACUGGAUUCAUGGCCUCCAACAUCAUUCUGUACACGAAAGCCGAGAAGGUUUGACGAUGAACUUCCAGACAUUUCACUUGACGACCUGCAGUUCUUGAAAACUUGUUGUCCUGUGGAGGUGCAGCCUUUCCUUAUGGUUCCUACAAUGUGUGACUUUGAGCCCUUAAAUCGUCAUGUAGAGACGCUUCACCAGCUGGUUCAAGCAGCACUGAGUGUGGAUGAGAUGACCCAAACUAUCACUGACCUGUUGAACGAACAAAGGGUAUCCUAUUCUCAUAGCGCUCACAGAUCAACCACGCAGACCCCACAGUCUGAAAGUACACCUGGGAGCACCACACCGGGGUCCUCCAAAACCCCCACCUCUCUUGGCCUUCAGGGUCCAGGCUGCCAACCCCUUCACGUUCCUGUCCCAGCUCCUUUGGAGGACCUGUCCCCAGACAGCAUUGAUGCACAAACGUUUGACUUUGAAACCAUCGGCCAUCCGAACAUGGACCCAGUCCUGCAGCAGGGCUCCCUCGACCUGGAUUCUCUAGCAGAGAGCCCAGAGUCUGAUUUCAUGUCUGCUGUCAAUGAGUUUGUGAUCGAAGGGAACUUGACCUCCCCGAACCCCAUCAGUGACCCUACUAGCCCUGAUAUGAUGGUAGAGUCUCUAUACUCUUCAGUGAUCAACGCCAUCGACAAUAAGCGUAUGCAGGACACCACAACACUAGAGAGGGAGAAUUUUAGGAUCACUGUCCUCAAAAAAGUUAUUGAGAAGUAUCAGUCUGCUGCAGAGGAGUCCCAUUCCAACGUAAGAAGUGUAAAGGAUGACCUCCAUCACUUACGAGGUCUAGUGUUUAAAGAACAACAUGACUUUGGCUUUGUCCUGAGGAAUAUGACCACAGAGGUGCACAACGUUGUGGACAACUUCUGCCUGACCCAUGAACUGAAGUUGAAGGAGCAGCAUCAAAGUGAGCUGCUCUCUGUUCGGCAAGAGCUUGAGAAGCGGGUUCAGACACUAACGGAGGAAAACCAAGUAAACCAGAACAUUGUGAGGGACGUCCAGCGUGCGAUGCUGGAGCUGGAGGGCCGUAUGGAGCACAAAGAGAAAGAACUUUCUCAUCUCGAGAAUGAGAGAGAGCGGUGGAUGGAAACGGAGAGAGGCCAGACGGAUAGGAUCAAAAACCUGGAGCAGAUGAUCAGUGAUCAAGCUGAAGAGAUCAAGAUGCUUUCAGCCGCAAGAGACUCCCUGACCAGCCAACUUGAGAAUCUGCACAUUGAGAUCGAACGUGGCCAGCAGAGGAUUCGAGAGGAGUUGGAAGCUGUGGAGCAAUCUCACUUAAAGGAGUUGGAGGUCAGAAUGAUGCAGGAGCACAAGGCACAGCUGGAGACUCUUACCCAGCAGAAUAAGGAGGCUCUGGAACAUCUGGCUUCUGAAAACAGUGCAAAUAUAAAUGAGGCCGCUGAUCAACAUGCCACUGCUCUUAAAGAGAAAGAAAACCAGAUCAAGGACUUGGAGGCUCGUAUAACUGAGCUUGGUGAGCUCCGUUGCAAACUCGAGAUGGAGUUGGUCCUCAAAGAGUCAGAGACUGAGGAGGUGAAACUCUUAUUUGAGGAGGCCAAGACUCAGCAGGCCGAGACUGUGAAGUCUCAGGUUGAGGCUGAGACCAAUGUCCUCGGCAAAGAGCUGGCAGACAUCAAAAAGCAGCUUCAGGUAAAAAAUGAGGAGUAUGAAGUGGGCCUGGCAGAGCUGAGGAGUCUCAUGAGGAGGGAGAAGGACAACUGUAUCUCUGAGCUGGUGGACAGACACGAGGAGGAAAUUAUCUUGUUGCGCAAUGAGCUCUGCUCCCUGCAGCAGCAGUCCCAGGAUGGUGAGAGGAACCAUUCGGAGCAGAAACAGAAACUUAAGCAGGAAUUAGAGCAGCAAGUGGCUCAAAGUGAAGAGAAAGAAAAGCAGUUCACCAGCUUCCGAGAACUGGAGCAAGAGCAGAGGACUCUCGUCAACAAACUACAGACAGAAAACGAUCUGCUCUCCCAAAAAGUAGAGCAGGACAGACGAGCCACUGAGACGGAACUAGAAAAACAAGAGUCCACCAAUGUGGCAUCAUCAGAAGCCUUUAAAGAGUUGGAGCAGCAGAAGGAGGAGAUGGAAAACAGACUGUUAAAGAAAAUCAAAGAACUUGAGAGUGAGCUUCAUGAGAGACUAUCUUCAAAAAGUGAUGAAGGGUCUUCGCUGCACGCUGAGGAACUCGCAGAUGCCGCAGCGCCUCUGUCUCUGGACUCUGCACUACAAGAGCAGAUGCAGCAGGAGAGGGCCUCGCUGCUGUCCCAGAUAGAGCUCCUGGAGAAGAAGAAGAAUGAGGAGAUACAGAACCUCAAGACAUCACUAAUCGCAGAAUCGCAGACUAACUUCAACACUGUUCUAACCCGAGAGAAGCUGAAGAAUGAGCAGAUCAUCCAUGACCUUGCAGAGAAGCUUCAGAAUGUGACCCAACAGCAGGAGAGGGACAAAGCUCUGAUAGAGUCUCUCUCUGAGGACCGGGCGAGUGUCAUGCAGGAGAAGAAGCACUUGGAAGAAGAGCUUAAUCGCCUGCGCUGCACUGCACUGGUCUCCUCUGCCUUCUUCACCCCUCACCCAUCAGCUCUGGAGGUCACAGAGGCGGGAGCAUCAGGAGCACUAGGAGCAUCAGUAGCAGGAGCAGCAGCAGCCAGAGCUCUGUAUGUAGCUGGGUCCUGCUCCUCUGAGCCCAUGGCUGAAACUGACCGACUGGCCUCUGUAGCAGCCAUACGAGAUGACGAAAAUGUCGACUCAGCGGUGGAGGCCAGCAUGGUGACAUCCCAUGAUAAUAUCCUGAUGUCAGAGGAGAAACAGCGGAUACUCCUACUCGAGAGGACUUUACACAUGAAGGAAGAAGAAAACAAGCGCCUCAGUCAAAGACUGAUGUCUCAGAGCAUGUCGUCUGUGUCAUCACGGCAUUCAGACAAAAUCGCCAUCAGAGACUUCCAGGUCGGUGAUUUGGUUCUUAUCAUCCUGGAUGAAAGACACGACAACUAUGUGCUGUUCACGGUCGGACCCACUCUCUACUUCCUCCACUCGGAGUCUCUCACUGCACUGGACCUCAAACCAGCUUCAGGGACAUCAAGACGGCCGUGGGUUCUUGGAAAAGUGAUGGAAAAGGAAUAUUGCCAGGCAAAGAAGGCCCAGAACAGGUUCAAGGUCCCUUUAGGAACCAAGUUCUACAGAGUGAAAGCUGUUCCAUGGAACAGAAAAGUAUAAUAGUCGAGUUAUCAGCUAAAAUGUAUAUUUAUAUUGCUUAAUUUUUGAUCAGAAACUUGACAUCGUAAUUCAUAACUUGAAAAACGAAAGACCUUAAAAAUGGAGAGAAUUAAGAUCAUCAUCAUACACUUUUUGAAUUUCAGUUCAAAAUCCCAACUGCUACCACGUUUUUGUUUUCUUUUAUAACCCAGUUUUGUUAUCGUGGACCAAAUGCUAUUAACCUUAUUAGGGCAUUGCCCUAUACACUGUGGCAUAACGCCAUCUGACCUGUGUGUAAAAUUGAACAAAAUUUGGAUGUUAAAUAUUAGUUCUCAUUAUCAGCCUUUGUCCUUUUGUGGAAAAAAAUGUGUCAUUAUCAGCAUAAUUAAAUGAAAAUAUACAUUUAUUAUAAAUGUUUAUGGAGGAAUGUUCAUGGCAUGCAUAUUGAUAUAUUUUCUUUGAUUUACUUAUCCAGAUAAAUGUUGUAGUUGGAAAUGUAGUUAAUGCUGUUUGUUACUCACAAAGCAGAAUGGCCCUCUGUCAAUACUGAAAUGUACAUUACGGCCGACUGAUGACAACAGUCGUCUUUGCAAUCCUUGAAAUGCACUUUCAAAAAAAAAACAUGCUUUUGUUGAAUUGAAAAGGGAAGUGAUUGAGCUGCAGAACUAAGUAAAUAUAUCAGCACAAACUUCUCACUAUCAUAGAAUAUUGAUAUGUAGAAAGGAAAACUUUGUGACUGUGUUUCAUUAUCGGAUGACAUUGUACAUUACCCAUGAAUUCACACAUGUAACAAUAAAUGACUGUAUUGUAAAAGAUAGAGUUUUGAAACAAUAAAGGAUUGAUCCCAAA
Molecule: messenger RNA, 6133 nt
Organism: Limanda limanda (common dab)
Lineage: Eukaryota; Metazoa; Chordata; Actinopteri; Pleuronectiformes; Pleuronectidae
Gene: rb1cc1
Product: RB1-inducible coiled-coil 1
Exons: 23
Coding region: 371-5305 (1644 amino acids)
Biological process (GO): autophagosome assembly; piecemeal microautophagy of the nucleus; glycophagy
Cellular component (GO): Atg1/ULK1 kinase complex; phagophore assembly site membrane; extrinsic component of membrane
Molecular function (GO): protein kinase binding; molecular adaptor activity
Source: RefSeq, a predicted model, not a curated record